This is a messenger RNA of Aquila chrysaetos chrysaetos, 2105 nucleotides long. RefSeq names its product suppressor of IKBKE 1 (gene SIKE1). The record is from RefSeq and is a predicted model, not a curated record. Lineage: Eukaryota; Metazoa; Chordata; Aves; Accipitriformes; Accipitridae. The transcript has 5 exons. Bases 141 to 755 code for a protein of 204 amino acids.
GCGGGCGUGCGGCAUCCUGGCCCGCGGGUUCGCGUAUGCCCGCGCCCGGCGGCGGUGAGGGGCGGGCGCCGCCUGUGCGGCCGGGCAUGGGGCCUCCGCCGCCGCGGAGGUGAGGAGCGCUCCUCGCCUCGGCGCCCGCCAUGACCUGCACCAUCGAGAAGAUCCUGACGGACGCGAAGACGCUGCUGGAGCGGCUGAAGGAGCACGACACCGCCGCCGAGUCGCUCAUCGACCAGUCCGCCGUCCUACACCAGCGCGUGGCCGCCAUGAGAGAGGCGGGCGCGGCGUGGGCCGAGAAGCAGGGCCAGGGCGCCGCGGCGGAGCGGGCCGACCCGUCCCGGCUGCGGCCGCACGUGCUCCUGUCCCAGGAGAACACGCAGAUCCGCGACCUGCAGCAGGAGAACAGGGAGCUAUGGAUCUCACUGGAGGAGCACCAAGACGCGUUAGAGCUUAUCAUGAGCAAAUACAGAAAGCAGAUGUUACAGCUUUUGCAAGGGAGAAAAGGCGAAGAUGCUGAACCAGUGUUGAAAGUUCAUCAGGCUAAUUCUUUGGAAAUUGAAAGUCAAAUAGACAGAAUAUGUGAGAUGGGAGAGGUGAUGAGAAAAGCUAUGCAAGUCGAUGAUGAUCAGUUCUUUAAAGUUCAGGAGAAACUAGCUCAGUUGGAGCUUGAAAACAAAGAGCUGCGUGAACUAUUGUCAAUCAGCAAAGAAUCUUUUGAGGUGGGGAGAGAAGAUCUGCCUGACUGUGAAGCUUAGGUCACAAAAUAACUGUAUCUCCAAAUCUUGACUUCAGAGACAAUUAUGAAACUACCCUACAAGGAUGGGUUUUGAUCUGUUCUUUCAGGUGUUUCCUUGUAUGUUCAUCUUUCAAAAUGCGUGGGCUGUUUUCUCUGCAUUUUUCUGAAAUUACAUACUGUUAAUGGCAAAGGCUUGCAUCGCUGCUCCGUCUUGGUAAUUGCAGCAUACAGAUGCUUAACAAUGAAGUAUUUGAUGUGUACUCCCUUGUGAUAGUUUAUUUUUUCUCCUGUUUGUUAUUUUUUAUGAGCUUUAGUUAAUACUUCCAGCUGUGCAGAUGGCACUUAAAUCCACCUUGUCAGUAGCUAGAGAACAUAGUACAGGUUGUGAUUAUUUUAUUUGAUAGAAGGAGUAAGAGGUUAUUUGAAAACUACAUUGUAAAUGGUAGGUAAUACAUUUUGCUCUGCCUGCACAAAGCAGGCAGGCAGGCAGAGCUUUUGUUUUGCUUUGAAGAGCUAACACUCAGUAUUGGGCUGGGUUAACAUUGUUACUUGGACAACUGCUUAGAAGCAGAUCAAGAGAACAGCAUAUAGCCAGUAGAGCGCUUGAAGUAGUAACUCGUAUAAGGAGUACACUUUACCUUGAUUUAGGGGUGAAAAUCAGAGUGGAUGACCCUUUCUGACACCUGUGCUUUUUUGAAGGAUGUUGUGUAUCCGACUAGUUUCUUUUCUUAUGGGUAGACCUGUUCUGGCUUUACCAAAGCUCCAAGGUAUGGGGACACUGGCUAGCUCUGAUCUAAAGGCAGUGCACUCAAACCCUGCACAGGACACAGUGCUUUCAGAUCAAAGCUCUUUGGCCUCCCACCACUUUGGACGUCAGGAAGAGUGAGCUGAGGUCUGCUUCAAAGCUAAACCAAAACCAACCAUGUAGACAGGUUUUUAAUGUUACAUCACAGGUAAGUCUAGUACCAGAUGUUACGUAGUUACUGCAGCACCCUAUAUGGAGUGAAAUUACGAGUUGCAGCGUUGUAGGAAUUUAUCAAUAUUGCAAUAUUUUUAUUGAUGUUUUUAUAUAAAGAUUUCUUUCUUACCUGUGAUCAAGGAAUAAUCCUCCAAGAACAGUAAAUAUCUCAUUUCCAAUAUUAGUUUAAAUUUUUAUGCCGCUUUUUCCUAAGUGAGAAUUUUGAUAGAUGCAGAAGGUGAUUUACGUUCCUGUGCUUAUUAAGAGACAUUUUCUUGGAACCAUUUGGAAUAUUCAGCAAGAUUGUUUGGUAGAUAUAAGGGAUUUCUGUACAGGAGUAUUCUUGUAUACAAUCCUUUUCUAUGAGAAGCCUUUUAAGAGGGAAUAAAAAAAAAACCCAGUGGGGCAGUA